This is a messenger RNA of Dama dama (fallow deer), 6821 nucleotides long. It is a transcript of the gene TRAPPC10, whose product is annotated as trafficking protein particle complex subunit 10. The record is from RefSeq and is a predicted model, not a curated record. Gene Ontology annotation, cellular component: TRAPPII protein complex. Lineage: Eukaryota; Metazoa; Chordata; Mammalia; Artiodactyla; Cervidae. The transcript has 23 exons. Gene Ontology annotation, biological process: early endosome to Golgi transport; intra-Golgi vesicle-mediated transport. Bases 82 to 3861 code for a protein of 1259 amino acids.
CCGCUCAGGCUUGGGCUGGCCCGGCGCGGCCUCCGGCUGCCCAUGGGGCGCGAGGGGCCGGGCCGGUGACGCCGGACGCCCAUGGACGCCCCUGAGGAGCCGCUGCCUCCGGUGAUCUACACCAUGGAGAACAAGCCCAUCGUCACCUGUGCUGGAGAUCAGAAUUUAUUUACCUCCAUUUACCCGACGCUUUCCCAACAGCUUCCAAGAGAACCGAUGGAAUGGAGAAGGUCCUAUGGCCGGGCUCCAAAGAUGAUUCACCUGGAGUCUAACUUUGUUCAGUUCAAAGAGGAGCUGCUGCCCAAAGAAGGGAACAAAGCUCUGCUGACCUUCCCCUUCCUGCACAUUUACUGGACGGAGUGCUGUGAUACUGAAGUUUAUAAAGCUACUGUAAAGGAUGACCUCACCAAGUGGCAGAAUGUUCUGAAAGCAUAUAGCUCCGUGGACUGGUUAAUUGUGGUGGUUGAAAAUGAUGCCAAGAAAAAAAACAAAACCAACAUACUUCCCCGAACUUCCAUUGUGGACAAAAUAAGAAAUGAUUUCUGUAAUAAACAGAGUGACAGGUGUGUCGUGCUCUCCGAUCCCUUGAAGGACUCCUCCCGAACUCAGGAAUCCUGGAAUGCCUUCCUGACCAAACUCAGGACAUUACUUCUUAUGUCUUUUACAAAAAACCUAGGCAAGUUUGAGGAUGACAUGAGAACCUUGAGGGAGAAGAGGACCGAGCCAGGCUGGAGCUUCUGUGAAUAUUUCAUGGUGCAGGAGGAGCUUGCCUUUGUCUUUGAGAUGCUGCAGCAAUUUGAAGAUGCCCUGGUGCAGUACGAUGAACUGGACGCCUUGUUUUCUCAGUAUGUUGUCAACUUUGGUGCUGGGGAUGGUGCGAACUGGCUGACUUUUUUCUGCCAGCCGGUGAAGAGCUGGAAUGGAUUGAUCCUCCGAAAGCCCAUAGAUAUGGAGAAGCGCGAAUUGAUACAGAGGCAAGAAGCCACCCUGUUAGAUCUGCGCAGUUACCUGUUCUCUCGCCAGUGCACCCUGCUCCUCUUCCUGCAGAGGCCGUGGGAGGUGGCUCAGCGCGCCCUAGCUCUGCUGCACAGCUGUGUGCAGGAGCUGAAGCUCCUGGAAGUCUCCGUGCCGCCCGGUGCCCUGGACUGCUGGGUGUUCCUGAGCUGCCUGGAGGUGCUGCAGAGGAUAGAAGGGUGCUGUGACCGGGCACAGAUAGACUCGAACAUUGCCCACACCGUGGGCUUGUGGAGCUACGCCACGGAGAAGCUGAAGUCCCUGGGCUAUCUGUGUGGACUUGUGUCAGAAAAGGGACCUGACUCAGAGGACCUCAACAGGACUGUGGAUCUUUUGGCAGGUUUGGGAGCCGAGCGGCCUGAGACAGCCAACACAGCUCAGAGUCCUUAUAAGAAACUCAAAGAAGCAUUAUCAUCAGUAGAAGCUUUUGAAAAGCACUACUUAGACUUGUCUCAUGCCACCAUCGAAAUGUUCACGAGUAUCGGGAGGAUUCGAUCUGCUAAGCUUGUUGGAAAGGAUCUGGCAGAGUUUUACAUGAGGAAGAAGUCUCCUCAGAAGGCAGAGAUGUAUCUUCAGGGAGCCUUGAAAAAUUACCUGGCUGAGGGCUGGGCACUGCCAAUCACACACACAAGGAAGCAGCUCGCCGAAUGUCAAAAACGCCUUGGACAGAUUGAGAACUACCUUCAGACCAGCAGCCUCCUGGCCAGUGACCAGCACCUGACCACGGAUGAGCGGGAGUACUUCUGCAGAGAGAUCCUCAGCUUCGCCAGCCAGCAGAGGGACAGCCCAGGUCACAGGGUCGCCCUCCCUAUGCACUCCUUCGCACAGCUGUGCGAUCUCCGCUUCACCCCUGCCAACGCCGUGGUCCACGUGGGUGGCGUCCUGUCUGUGGAGGUAACCGUGUGCAGUCAGAUGCCCGUGCCCAUCCCCGUGGAGCAGAUCGCCAUCCACGUCCACUUCAGCAUCGAGAAGAACAAUUACCGGAAGACCGCCGAGUGGCUCACCAAGCACAAGAUGGCCAAUGGAGUUGUCAGCUUCCCGGCGGAGGCCUCACCCUUUCCCACAUCCCAGAGUAGCCUCCCCGCGCUGGAGCUCUACGAGAUGUUUGAGAGGAGUCCUUCCGACAACUCCCUGAACACCACAGGGAUCAUAUGCAAGAACGUCCACAUGCUCCUGCGGAGGCAGGAGAGCGGCACGUCCCUGGAGGCGUCCUCGGGCCUGGCUCUAGAGGACGGGGCCCAUGUGCUGAGGUGUGCCGGCGUGACCCUGCAGCCGGGGCCCAAUACCAUCGUGUUCAGGACGCAGGCCAGGGAGCCGGGAACGUACACGCUGCGGCAGUUGUGCGCCUCGCUGGGCCCUGUGUGGUUUGUGCUUCCUCACAUCUACCCGCUGGUGCAGUACGAUGUGUACUCACAGGAGCCACAGCUGCUUGUGGAGCCACUGGCCGAUAGCCUUUUGGCUGGCAUUCCUCAGAAGGUCAAGUUCACUGUCACUACUGGCCAUUAUACAGUAAAAAAUGGGGACAGCCUCCAGCUCAGCAACAUAGACGCUAUGCUUAUCCUGUGUCCUGAGGAGAACAGAGCCGUGAUCUAUUCUAACACAAGAGAAAAGGUUUCCGAUGCGCUGCUCCGGGUUCAGUCAUCCGACAAGGUCACCAGCAUCAGUUUGCCGGCUGCACCCACGUACCACCUGAUUGAAUUUGAACUGGAAGUUCUCUCUUUACCUUCGGCUCCAGCAGCAGGAGGGGAGAGCACCCUGCUGGGGGUGACAGAGCCCCACGGGAAGCAUAAGGACUCACAGAAGACUGGCUACUGCAUGGCUACCACAGACCACAAAGUGUCCAUCGAUUGCCCAUGGUCCAUCUACUCCACCGUCAUCGCACUCACGUUCAGCGUGCCCUUCAGGACCACGCACUCCCUGCUGUCAGCCGGGACACGGAAAUACGUUCAAGUAUGUGUCCAGAAUUUGUCAGAACUUGACUUUCAACUGUCAGAUAGUCGUCUUGUAGACACCCAUGAUAGUACUGACCUGCGACUAAUACUGCUAAACACGGAAUCUGAACAGUGCAUCCACAGCAGGCAGGCCGUGUUCUUUGUCUGGGAGCUGAAGUGGACACAGGAGCCUCCCCCGUCUCUGCACUGCCGCUUCUCCAUCGGAUUCUCCCCAGCUUCCGAAGAACAGCUGUCUAUCUCCUUAAAGCCCUAUACCUACGAAUUUCAAGUGGAAAAUUUUUUUACCUUGUACAACGUGAGAGCGGAGAUAUCCCCGCCUCCGGGCACGGAGCACUGUAGGACGGGCUCACUCUGCUCCCUGGACGUGUCCAUUACGCGGCUUUCGGACCUCCUAGAGGUGGAUAAGGAUGAAGCCCUGACGGAAUCUGACGAGUAUUUUUCAACAAAGCUGAUGUAUGAAGUUGUAGACAACAGCAGCAACUGGGCAGUGUGCGGGAAGAGCUCUGGAGUCAUCUCCAUGCCCGUGACGGCUCAGGCCACGCACCGUGUCCACAUGGAGGUGAUGCCGCUCUUUGCGGGCUACCUGCCGCUCCCCGACGUCAGGCUAUUCAAGUACCUCCCCCACCACUCUGCACAGUCCUCACAGCUGGAUGCGGAUAGCUGGAUAGAAAAUGACAGCCUGUCGGUGGACAAGCACGUGGACGACCAGCUGGACAGCGGCAGUGUCAAGAGCAGGGGCAGUGUGCACUCGGCUGCCAGCAGCGAGCACAAAGGCCUGCCCAUGCCUCGGCUCCGAGCACUGCCCCCCGGCCAGGCCUUCAACUCGAGCGCGGGCACGCAGGUCCUGGUCAUCCCCAGCAAAGACGACCACGUUCUCGAAGUCAGCGUCACAUGACGCACAGGGCUCACACAGUCCCCGGGCCGGGUGUGUGUGCGCCGGAAGGACCCUGACUCGAUGGUGGCCUUCUUGCUCUACCUGCCUUGUGUGACUCUGCCUGGCCGUGGGAGUGUCAGAGAAGUCCCGUGCUCAGCUGGUGGUUUCCUGUCACCCGGGGUGUCAGAGGCCGUUGACUUUCUCACCCCUGCCCCGUGUUGUCCUCCAGGUUUGCCCAGAGCCCUGCCCCCUCCCUCCUCCUCCCUGCUCCCUGAAGAGCUUUGUAGAGCCCACUCGCCUGAGCAGCCUGUCAUCUGCCAGUUCCUCACCUGAAGCCCAGGUGUCUUUCAGAUGGACACACACAGGCCCUGUGGGCUUGUCAGUGACACGUAUGCCUUUCUGGCUGCUCAGUUUUUGGACCAGGUGGGCUUGUAUGUCUCCUCAGGGGGAAAGCACAGCCCUUUACCCCAGAUUAUCUGGUUGUGCUUUCCUAGAAUAACUCCCUUUCUAGGCAGGGGGGUUGGGGGUGAGGAGGGAAUAAAACCCCUUCUGUGCCUUGGGACGUCAGACUGGGAGGGCCUGGAGCAUCUGACAGCUGGAGCCAUUUUAAAGGUACUUAAAGACUAGACCAGGGCAUAAGAAACAACUCGGCACUGAAAUAAUUUAGGAAUAAACGUUUCUGGAACCCUUUCCCCCCAUGUGGAUUAGGUAUCAUAGGCACUUGGAAUUAAAUAUAUAUUUAUUUUAAUUAUCAUUUUAUAUGUGGGGGUUAAUAUGUUGUGUUUUUCUCUCACCUUUCAAGUCUUUACAUGUAAUUGUUACUGUAUAAUCAGUAUUUUUCUUUUGCACCUUAAGUCUCAGAAAUUAAGAGGUUCCAUUUAAAUGAUGAUUAGAGGGGUCUUCUCAGCGUGUUUCUAGUCUGGUUGUAUGAGGGCAAGAGUCUUGGACUAUUCCUCUCUGCUGCCUACUACAUGGCAGUCAUACCAUACAAAUGGGUUAAUUUGCUUUAGGUUGUACAUUUAAUUGUACAUAUGGUUGAUUUAUUAUUUUUAAAAAUACAUACUAACUGAUGUUUAUGUAUAAGUUGCACCAAAAAUCAAGGACAAAAUAAAUGUGUGUUUGUUUUUAUUGGUGUGAAAGUCACAGCUUGUAAAUAAGUGUUGUAUGUAUUAAACCUUUUCCAGCUCUCCAAAGCGAUGUAUUUUUGUACAUAUGAAAUAGAGAACUCUUAAUUCAUUGGGAAAGUGUGCUUGGAAUUGAACCUGACCAGAUUAAUGCAAGUGAGUGUAGUCGGUCCAGCAGAGGGUGGGACCUCAUGAAUAACCUCAAAGGUGUGAGCCUUAGAGAAAAAGGAGGCUUCUGCAGCCACCACUGUCCCUGGCUGUCACCUCCUGGUGGCCUGGGGGCUAGAAGGCACAGGGCAAAAUGAACAGAGAGCAGAGCAUCACAGUCUCUUUAGUAUAUGGUCUUCCGGCUUGUUUAACAAAUGAAGGUGGUGAUCCUUGCUCCCCUGGUUUUCAUUUAUAGAAACUGGAGAAAUGUACAAAGAAGAUAAAUACCUGUACAUUUAAUUAAAUUUUUCAGAAAUUUACCUUCCGUAUGUGCAGUUUAAAGCUAAUAAACUAAGCAAAUUAGAAGUUCAGAAUCUAAUGGUAGUUUACAGUUUCUAACAUGAGUUUGUUUUAUUGUAAAAAUCGAUGAUUGCCCUACAGAUCUGCCAAGCCCAGUGAAUGAAGAGAUCUUUGAGAUUUUAUUGUGUCGGAAAAGCUUCUCACCCAGCUGCAUGGUGAGCCUCAAGAGUCCAGGACGGCACCCUCCUCCAUGAGUGACCUUCCGGAGGGGGAUGUGGGUCUGUGCUUCCCGAUACCCAGUUGACUUUUGUGCUAGGUUCUGAUUCCACUGUGAAAUUCUCUAAUUACAUACAUAUUCAGAAGGGAAAAAAUGAAGUGGAAGUACAAAAUAUUCAUGGUGGUUUCUUAUGUCUGAAAAUUGAAUGACAUGAAAUUUAUCACAGGUUUAUAUUUUUCCUCAUUGAUUACCCAGAAGAUCUUUUGCAGUCUAAGUUACAUGGGUACCUCUGUUGUUAUUUUUUUAACAUAAAUGAAGAAUGUCACCUAAAACUUUUUUUUUAGUCUAAAAGGCUGUAACUGAAUUUUUGUUGUGUUUAAAAUAAGGUUUAUGUGUUUGAGACAAGCUGUUUUGUAGGUAAAAAUGUAAAGCCAGGUAUCGAAUAUGCAUCCUAAGAAACAGUAUGCAGCCAUUUUACAGAUAUCUGUGGAAGAUGUAAAUAUUAGCAAGUGGAAAAGAAAAUAAGUUAUAAUUUUGGUGAAUUUCAUAGGGUCUCCUAUGACUGGAAAAAUUAUAACUCUUGUUUUAAUGUGGAAAUUCUUGUAUUUAAUCUGAAAAUGAUUUCUACCUGCAACUCCAUCAUCAGCUCAGCCUCUCGUGGGCUGGGUUCCCAUACUGGUCUUAGGUGAUGGGGCUGGGUAUCCCAGAGUUGGCAGAGAAAAGACACACAGGCUUCUAGUCAAUUCUGUAGUGUUUAAAAUAAAACUGAGUUACAAAAUGAAGUUAAACACUCCAGGUGUGUAUAUGAAAUGAAAACUUGUACUACUUUUUAUAAAACAACAAACUAACCUGAUCUAAAUGUUUUAUUGUCAACUGUAAUCUUUAAAAUAAAUCCUAUUUGAUUUUAAAAUUUGAUUUUUCAUGAAAAUGCCCCUUUCUCUAAAUGUAUUCACCCUGUGCACCAGGCUGUAAGACCUGAGAGUGUGGUCAAGAUGGUUUGCUGGCGUUCAGCGGCUGGAAAAGGUGACAAGUUGGUGACUUUGAUACUGCAGGUAUUAACUCCAUUUUCAUAGUUUACUAUGAGAGUCAUUUUUCACAUUAUUCUGUAAUAUAUUGUUAGACUAAAGCCAUUGUAUUAAGACUGUUUAAAAUGUAAGCAUUAUAAUUCUGAAAAUACACAUUUUAAGAAGAAA